This is a messenger RNA of Cynocephalus volans (Philippine flying lemur), 935 nucleotides long. RefSeq names its product inka box actin regulator 1 (gene INKA1). The transcript is spliced from 2 exons. Gene Ontology annotation, molecular function: protein kinase binding; protein serine/threonine kinase inhibitor activity. Lineage: Eukaryota; Metazoa; Chordata; Mammalia; Dermoptera; Cynocephalidae. The record is from RefSeq and is a predicted model, not a curated record. The coding region runs from base 84 to 935 and encodes 283 amino acids. Gene Ontology annotation, cellular component: nucleus.
CCCGCCAGCUCGAUCCUCUCUGUGCGGCUCCCGCCGGAGUUCGAGGAAGAACUGGCAGGCCUGGCGGGGGCUCCGGCACGGACAUGCACAGCGCACGGCUUGACAGCUUCCUGAGCCAGCUCCGCUGUGAACUGCUAUGUAGCCGGGACACAGGCUCACCACCGAUGUCUGGCCCCCUGCAUCCACCCCCUAAAACUGGCCCAGGUGUGCAGCCCAGUCACCAGCUCAGGGCCUCAGAUGCCUUGGAAGAGGACUCAGUCUGCUGUGUGGAGGAGGAGGAGGAAGAAGAAGCUGUGGUGACAGAAGACAGGGGUGCAGCCUUGGGCGGCCCCAGGGAGCAUGCCUUGGACUGGGACUCUGGCUUCUCAGAGGUGUCAGGCAGCACAUGGCGAGAGGAAGAGCUGCCUGUACUCCAGCACCUAACACCCCCAGUACAGCCCCCUCAUAGCCAACGCCUCUGGGUGAGUGGCCUUGCCCUGCCCAGCAGGGCCCCUGGAGCCAGUGCACUACCUGUCCACCGUCCACGGCCCAAGUCCACUCCAGACGCCUGCUUGGAGCACUGGCAGGGACUGGAAGCAGAGGACUGGACGGCAGCCCUGCUGAACAGGGGUCGCAGUCGGCAGCCCCUAGUGCUGGGGGACAACUGCUUUGCUGACUUGGUGCACAACUGGAUGGAGCUGCCAGAGGCAGCGGGGGAAGGGGUCGAUGGAGAUGGGCUCCGUGCCCGUGCUCGGCCCCCACAGUUCCUGCUUGGCCUCUCGGAGCAGCUGCGACGCCGGCUGGCCAGGGCACGGCGGGCAGCUAUGGCGGGAAAGCGGCUGUCAUGCCCGCCUCGCCCGGAACCUGAGUUGCCUGCAGACGUUUCACGCUUUGCAGCCCUCAUGAGCUGCCGCAGCCGCCAGCCCAUCAUCUGCAAUGAUGUCAGCUACCUCUGA